CCAAAAGCUUCUUCCUGCUGGGGCCGGAAGCAGAGCUGUGACAUCAGCGCGACGCGGAGGUCAGAAACCCUCUCUUACAGCCAUCUUGGAUCCUGUGCCCUGAACUAUCCAGAAUGCCAGGCGAAGCCACAGAAACUGUCCCUGUCACAGAGCAGGAGUUGCAGCAGCCCCAGGCUGAGACGGCUACACCUGCUGCUGCGGCCCCUGCUCCCUCUCAGGCAAAGCCCAAAGAGGGCAAAACUAACCCCAAGCUGUCCUCUUCUCCUCACACCACUGCUCCUAAGCCAGUUCCUGCUGGACGCAGGAAACGCUCCUCUCUGUCUGCCUCUUCAAGCUCCCCUACCUCUCCUAAAUCUGCUUCUGGCCCUCGUGCCACCCCUCCAUGCUCCCCUUUGGCCUCUCCUCUGGCUGACUCUUCUGUAGCUGGGAAAGCUGAGCAGGCUGCUCCCAAGGUGGUAAAGGCUGGUAAACAAGGGAAGCAACAGAAAGCAAAGAAUUUUAAACCUGCUGAAUCUGAGCAAGCACCUCCCUCUGCCUCAAAGCCUGCUCAGGAGCCUGCACCAGUUGCAGCUCCACCGUCUCUGGCUAUACCAGUACCAGAGGUAGCAAAACCAGCAGGAGAUGGAAAUGCUUCCCCUGUCUCUCCCAAAGCUGCUGUGGCUCCCGUUGCCUUUAAAGUAACUUCUAAGUCUGCUGCCCCAGCACCAAAGUCGUUUACAGAAGCUGUGACUGGCAGUCCACCCAAAGUGGCUGAAGCCCCCAAGGUCGCCUCUGAAGCUCCAAAAGUAGCAGCCCCUGCUGUUUCAGAAGCCAAGACCCCCUCGCCUUCAAAAGCAGCUGCUAAGCCUAGCCCUGCCCAAGUGCCAAAUGUGAAGACAGCCACUGCUGCACCCCCAAAACCUGCUCCUGCAGCCUCUGAGGAUGAUGACCUCCCACCUCUCUUACCACCUGAGAAUCCUUUUGCAAUGCCUGCUUUCCCCCCCAUGCCACCUAGCACAGUGCCUGUAGUUACCCCAGCAGCUCCUAAAGCUCCUGGUAAAGUUGAAUCUGGCCCUAAAGCAAAGGCCGCUCCUAAAACUAAACCAGCUCCUAAGGCUGCCCCGAAAGUUGAGGCUGCACCUAAAGUUGACCCUAUCCCCACCCCUAAAGAUGAGCCUACUCCUCCCCCUAAAGUUGCAGUUGCUUCUACCCCUAAGGUUGAGGCUGCUCCUGCACCUAAAGUUAAGGCUUCCCCUAGCCCUAAAGCUGAGCCUGCUCCUGUCCCUAAGGUUGAGGCUGCCCCUAAAGCUGAGUCUGCUCCUACCUCUAAGGUUGAAGCUGCUCCUGCUGCUAAAGUUAAGCCCGCUGCUGCUCCCAAAGCUGAGGCUGCCCCUAAGGUAGAGGCUGCUCCUGCACCUAAAGUUAAGGCUGCCCCUAGCCCUAAAGCUGAGCCUGUUCCUGCUCCUAAGGUUGAGGCUGCCCCUAAAGCUGACUCUGCUCCUACCUCUAAGGUUGAGGCUGCUCCUGCCGCCAAAGUUAAGCCUGUUGCUGCUCUUAAAGCUGAGGCGGCAUUGGCUGCUAAAGUCGAGCCUGAGCCUGCCCCUAAAGCAGAGUCUGCCCCUGCUUCUAAAGUUGAGGCUGCUGCUCCUGCUCCUAAAGUUGAGGCUGCUCCUGCCCCUAAAGCUGAGCCUGCACCUGCUUCUAAAGUUGAGGCUGCUCCUCUUAAAAUUGAGGCUGCUCCUGCCCCUAAAGCUGAGCCUACCUCUGCUUCUAAAGUUGAGGCUGCUCCUGCCCCUAAAGGUAAGCCUGCCCCUAAAGGUAAGCCUACCCCCAAAGCUGAGGCUGCCGCUCCCAAAGCUGAGACUGCUGCUCCCAAAGCUGAGGCUGCUGCUCCUAAAGCUGAGACUGUCCCUAAAGUUAAGCCUGUUCCUGCCUCUAAAGUUGAGGCUGCGCCUCCUAAAGUUAAGUCUGCUCCUGCCCCUAAAGUUAAGGCUACACCUGCUCCCAAAGUUGAGGCUGCUGCCCCAAAAGUUGAGCCUGCCCCUACUCCCAAAGCUGAACCUGUCCCUAAAGUUGAGCCAGCCCCUGUUCCCAAACCAGUUAAAGCCCCAUCCAUACUGGACCCAGUCAUCAAGAACGACAAGGGGUCUGGCACUGAAUCUGACAGUGACGAAUCUGUUCCUGAACUGGAGGAGCAGGACUCUGCACAGACACAAACACAGCAGGCACAGCUUGCAGCCGCAGCUGAAAUCGAUGAGGAACCUGUCAGCAAAGCAAAACAAAGCAGGAGUGAGAAGAAAGCCAGGAAGGCCAUGUCCAAAUUGGGGUUGAGACAAGUUGCUGGUGUUACCAGAGUAACCAUUCGCAAGUCCAAGAACAUUCUCUUUGUCAUCACCAAACCAGAUGUCUACAAAAGUCCAGCUUCAGAUACUUACAUUGUCUUCGGUGAGGCCAAGAUUGAAGAUCUGUCUCAGCAAGCUCAGUUAGCAGCCGCAGAGAAGUUCAAGGUUCAAGGAGAAGCCGUUUCAAACAUCCAGGAAAACACACAGACGCCCACAGUACAGGAGGAGAGCGAAGAGGAAGAGGUUGAUGAGACCGGAGUGGAGGUCAAGGACAUUGAGCUGGUCAUGUCACAGGCCAAUGUAUCCAGGGCGAAGGCUGUGCGUGCACUGAAGAAUAACAAUAACGACAUUGUUAAUGCUAUUAUGGAAUUGACGAUGUAGAUGGAGAUCAGGGACUGGGUCACAUUGAGAUGUUGCUGAUUUGAUCUACACUAUUGUUUGUACAAUUUAUACCCAAGAGAAAUAAAGGCGUGGCUUGAUGAAAUUAUA
Molecule: messenger RNA, 2810 nt
Organism: Labeo rohita (rohu)
Lineage: Eukaryota; Metazoa; Chordata; Actinopteri; Cypriniformes; Cyprinidae
Gene: naca
Product: nascent polypeptide associated complex subunit alpha
Exons: 9
Coding region: 114-2702 (862 amino acids)
Biological process (GO): protein targeting to membrane
Cellular component (GO): cytoplasm; nascent polypeptide-associated complex
Source: RefSeq, a predicted model, not a curated record